AUGUCGAGAACCAUGUCGGACGGAAGUGAAGAUUUCAAUGGCAACAUCUCCAGGACAGGGUCGCACCGCCAGACAGACCACCAUGGAUACAAGGUCAGGUUCCCGCCGGCGAAGGGCCUCUUCACGGAGUUAGCCGAAGGGGUGAAGGAGACGUUCUUUGCCAACGACCCGCUGCGGGAGUACAAGGACCAGCCGAGGUCCAAGAAGCUGUGGCUCAGCCUGGCACACCUCUUUCCGGUGCUGGACUGGGCCAGGAGCUACACCUUUGGCAUGUUCAAGGGGGACUUUGUCGCCGGCCUCACCAUCGCCAGCCUCUGCAUACCUCAGUGUUGCCGAUAUGCGUUUGCAGACAGUAGCUUCGUUCCACCUCUGAUAUACGCUGCGAUGGGCACUUCCAGGGACAUAGCAAUCGGUCCCGCGGCCGUCCUGUCGCUGUUGCUCGGGACUCUCCUCCAGGAAGAGAUCGAUCCGGUCAAGAAUCCAUAUGAGUACAGCAGGCUGGCGUUCACCGCGACAUUCUUCGCAGGGGUCACUCAGGCAAUGCUCGGAUUCUUCAGGCUAGGGUUUAUCAUAGAGUUCUUGUCUCAUGCAGCCAUUGUUGGUUUCAUGGCGGGUGCGGCCAUCACCAUUGGCCUUCAACAGCUGAAAGGCUUCCUUGGCAUCGCAAAAUUCACCAAGAAGUCUGACAUCAUCUCGGUCAUGGAAUCAGUAUGGGGAAAUGUACAUCAUGGGUGUAACUGGCAGACGAUAUUGAUUGGGGCAUCCUUCUUGGCGUUUCUUCUAACAACCAAAUACAUUGCCAAGAAGAAUAAAAAGCUCUUCUGGGUUUCUGCAAUCGCUCCGCUCAUUUCAGUGAUCAUAUCCACCUUCUGUGUGUUCAUCACCCGUGCAGACAAGCAGGGUGUUGCAAUUGUCAAGGAUAUAAAGCAAGGCAUCAACCCACCUUCAUUUCAUCUCAUAUAUUGGACUGGCCCAUACUUGGUGAAAGGGUUCAGAAUUGGUGUAGUAGCUGGAAUGGUCGGCUUAACGGAAGCUAUUGCAAUUGGAAGAACAUUUGCUGCCUUGAAGGACUACCAAAUAGAUGGGAAUAAAGAAAUGCUGGCCCUAGGAACGAUGAACAUUGUUGGUUCAAUGACUUCAUGCUACGUAGGCACAGGUUCAAUGUCGCGAUCAGCAGUCAAUUACAUGGCUGGCUGCAAAACAGCCAUAUCCAAUGUUGUUAUGGCAAUUGUCGUGAUGCUUACGCUGUUGUUGGUCACUCCAUUGUUCAAGUACACGCCCAAUGCCAUUCUAGCCUCUAUCAUCAUAAAUGCGGUGGUUAGCCUAGUUGACUAUGAAACGGCAUACCUUAUCUGGAAGGUUGAUAAAAUGGACUUCAUGGCAUUGCUAGGAGCAUUCUUUGGGGUCGUAUUUGCAUCAGUGGAGUACGGCUUGCUCAUUGCGGUUGCAAUAUCUCUUGGCAAAAUUCUUCUCCAAGUAACACGGCCAAGAACAGCUUUACUCGGUAACCUUCCAAGAACAACAAUCUACACAAAUGUUGAACAAUACCCAGAAGCUACCAAGGUGCCCGGGGUUAUGAUUGUCAGAGUGGACUCAGCCAUCUACUUCACAAACUCCAAUUAUGUUAAAGAGAGAAUCCUGAGAUGGCUGAGGGACGAGGAGGAACAACAGCAGGAACAGAAGCUGUCCAAAACAGAGUUUCUCAUUGUUGAGCUAUCCCCGGUAACUGAUAUCGACACAAGUGGAAUCCAUGCCUUGGAGGAGUUGCUCAAAGCGCUUGAAAAGCGCAAAAUUCAGCUGAUACUCGCGAAUCCCGGGCCAGCAGUGAUCCAGAAGCUGCGGUCAGCAAAAUUCACGGAGCUCAUCGGCGACGACAAGAUAUUCCUGUCCGUAGACGACGCAGUGAAGAAAUUUGCUCCAAAGUCAGCCCUGAACGUGUGAAGAAAGUGCGCCUCACAAAGUGAUGUACAUGUGAAGCAAAGAGAUGUGUUGGUGCUGUUUUUAUAGAGCAAGGAGUAUACAAGUGAAU
Messenger RNA from Triticum aestivum (bread wheat), 2029 nucleotides. RefSeq names its product sulfate transporter 1.2. Gene Ontology annotation, cellular component: membrane. The coding region runs from base 1 to 1941 and encodes 646 amino acids. The transcript is spliced from 12 exons. Gene Ontology annotation, biological process: transmembrane transport. Lineage: Eukaryota; Viridiplantae; Streptophyta; Magnoliopsida; Poales; Poaceae. The record is from RefSeq and is a predicted model, not a curated record.